Saimiri boliviensis boliviensis (Bolivian squirrel monkey) is the source of this 846-nucleotide messenger RNA. RefSeq names its product SEC11 homolog C, signal peptidase complex subunit (gene SEC11C). Gene Ontology annotation, cellular component: signal peptidase complex; membrane. Lineage: Eukaryota; Metazoa; Chordata; Mammalia; Primates; Cebidae. Gene Ontology annotation, molecular function: serine-type endopeptidase activity. The record is from RefSeq and is a predicted model, not a curated record.
GCAAGUCGCCAGUCACGUGGCUGCAAGGACGCGAGGCUGGUGGGCGGGGGGCCGGCAGGUGCUCCGCGGCAGUCUGUGACACCGAGCCGGCGGGCCGCUCGGUCCCCGGAGACCCCGCCAUGGUACGCGCGGGCGCCGUGGGGGCGCAUCUCCCCACGUCCGGCUUGGACAUCUUCGGGGACUUGAGGAAGAUGAACAAACGCCAGCUCUAUUACCAGGUUUUAAACUUUGCCAUGAUCGUGUCUUCUGCACUCAUGAUAUGGAAAGGCUUGAUCGUGCUCACGGGCAGCGAGAGCCCCAUCGUGGUGGUGCUGAGUGGCAGUAUGGAACCGGCCUUUCACAGAGGAGACCUUCUGUUCCUCACAAAUUUCCGGGAAGACCCAAUCAGAGCUGGUGAAAUAGUUGUUUUUAAAGUUGAAGGCCGAGACAUUCCAAUAGUUCACAGAGUAAUCAAAGUUCAUGAAAAAGAUAAUGGAGACAUCAAAUUUCUGACUAAAGGAGAUAAUAAUGAAGUUGACGAUAGAGGCUUGUACAAAGAAGGCCAGAACUGGCUGGAAAAGAAGGACGUGGUGGGAAGAGCAAGAGGGUUUUUACCAUAUGUUGGUAUGGUCACCAUAAUAAUGAAUGACUAUCCAAAAUUCAAGUAUGCUCUUUUGGCUGUAAUGGGUGCAUAUGUGUUACUAAAACGUGAAUCCUAAAAUGAGAAACAGUUCCUGGGACAGAUUGAAAUGAAUUCUGUUGAAAAAGAGAAAAACUAAUAUAUGUGAGAUGUUCCAUUUUCUGUAUAAAAGGGAACAGUGUGGAGAUGUUUUUGUCUCGUCCAAAUAAAAGACUCAUCAGUAAAGA